Messenger RNA from Bufo bufo (common toad), 1060 nucleotides. It is a transcript of the gene CFAP300, whose product is annotated as cilia and flagella associated protein 300. The record is from RefSeq and is a predicted model, not a curated record. Bases 6 to 812 code for a protein of 268 amino acids. The transcript is spliced from 7 exons. NCBI's taxonomy places the organism in Eukaryota, Metazoa, Chordata, Amphibia, Anura, Bufonidae.
GGAAGAUGGCGCAGGGAGACGCAGCGAUCGGUUCUUGCGCUAAAUUUACAUUUAAUCACCUCCCGAACCGAACCUUCAGCGGCCUGGAGAACAGAGACACCCGGGAGCUGCUGACCAAGUGGUCCAUGAACGGCAGAAUCACGGCCCAGGCCUUCCGCUAUGACCAGUACUUCCAGUCCUUUCAGAAAGAUGACUUUGUUCUGGCCUUCUUCCAAGAUCCCAGCGUCGCCUCCCACCUGAAAGUGCUGUCUGGCUCCUCGGGACAAUGGACAACACUGGGGACCAACAUUAAGAAAAUUGAAGCCAGAGAAAUCCCGUGCUCCCGCGUGUCCAUGUCGCUGUUUGACUGUUUGCACAAGGAGAACAUUGUCAAGGAAAGCGGAUACAUCGCCAAAUGCCUCGAUGAAUACGUGGACGAAUUUAUGGUUUCAGAUGAACUUCGUAAGGUCCUUCUUCUGGAAGACUUUGAAAAGUACGAGAUAUUUAGUCCAUCCGACAGACAAGAGUUUCUUUUCCUCCUCUUCAAACACCUCUGUCUUGGGGGAGCCGUCUGCCAGUUUGAAGAUACGAUAGAUCCAUAUCUAGAGACUGCAAAAUCCAUGUACAAAGAAUUGCUGAGUGUUCAAAAGGAUCCUGAGACAAAACAGAUUAAUAUCAUAUCUUCUGUCUUCAAAGUAUCGGCCUAUGAUGAGAAUGGAUUAUGCUAUCCAUCAAGCAAGACUCAUGAGCAGACGUUUGCCUAUCUGAUCGUGGACCCACUGAAGCGUCACGUUGUUGCGCUUUGCCAUUGUUUUGGCGGGGGAAUCUUUUAAAGCUCCGGGAACAUUAGACGGGGCCUAGAAGGCUGUGGUGCUGGACAAAGAAGAAGAAGGAGAAACCAUGGUGCUCCGGAGAGUAGUCCCUUCAUUCCUGCAAGUGGUGGAGGUCCGAGGGAUUGGGCAUCCAUGAUGAGGAAGUGCUGACUUAUACUAGCAACCGCCACAUGCUGCGGUCAGAGUCAUACGUUUGCGAUUUAUUUAUUUUUUCAUGCUUGCAUCUCUCAAGUGAUCUCCCAUUAUAU